AUGAAUUACAUUUUAGUUGAGUAAGAUGAAAGACUUUAACUAUUGAUAAGUAUUGUUAAGAGAAUAAAAUCCAAUACUGUUGUAGUAUUCUCUGAAAAUUAAAUUAAUGUAACAUAAUUCACAUCAUUUAGUUUUUGUAAGAGCUAUUUAUAUUAAUGGGAAUAAAAACUAAAUUCAGAACAUAAUAAUAACCAGCUGAUCAAACAUUAUAAAUUUAUUAUGAUCCUCCUAUGACAGAAGUUAAGAGUGGUUUAGUGUUUGUUUUACCUGAAGAGAAGAUACCUAAUUGUACUGAAAGCAAAUUAGAAAAAAAUAAAUAAGAAUAAUUUGCAAACUAAGAAGUUAUGAAACUGGUUUCUAGCAAUUAUAAUCUUAAUUGUUUAGCUGAUAAGGCAUAUAAAGAUUUUGUCUAUGUAUAAAUAUUGAAUUAAUUAUAGAAUUAUUAACAUAAAUUAGAUCAAAAUAAUUAUGAUGUCUUAAAAUUGAAUCCCAUGAGAUUAUGUAAAUCUUUUGGAUUUGAAGUAACUCCAAAAUUAAAUAGUAAAUUAUAUAAAUAUAAUUUAGAUUUCAGAUUAAGAUCAAGUAAAGAAUAUCCAUAAAAAUAGAUUAAAACAAAUUAAACAAAAUCUAAAAAAAUAAAAAAAUAAUCUAAAAUUAUUAAUGUAAAAAAACAUAAAAAUUGA
Molecule: messenger RNA, 683 nt
Organism: Paramecium pentaurelia
Lineage: Eukaryota; Ciliophora; Oligohymenophorea; Peniculida; Parameciidae
Source: the annotation of a GenBank genome assembly